Messenger RNA from Prorocentrum cordatum, 1788 nucleotides. The record is from the annotation of a GenBank genome assembly. Lineage: Eukaryota; Dinophyceae; Prorocentrales; Prorocentraceae.
CUUUGGGGCCGAAAGCUUCUCCCAGAGAGUGGUGCUGAGUGCGAGGCCACGCCUCUCACAAGUUCCCAGAAGGUGAUCCUCCGCAGCCUGUGUGGCCCAAGCUACCCGCGCAGGGUCUCUUCGCAAGCGAGCUCAGUUUCCUGACGAACUCAUCCGCGCGCAUUAUUCCGCGCAAUGGCUCUGACCAUGAAGAUUGUUCUCUGCGUCUUGGCAAUUAGCGCAAGGUCUCCUCAAGCUGCACGUGUCAGCGUGAGCGAAGGAGCUCUGGCCCUAGCUGAAAAGCGCUCGACUGUGGACUUGGGGCGUGAAUUCGACCUGAAGAAACUUCCGAAGAUGAUAAAUGCUGGCAUGAACCUGGGCAUUACACUCAUCAGUGCCUUCAAUGAGGCCGACCCGGAUAUCGAGUUGGCCAUCGAGAGCCUUGAGAUCCAGGGUUGGCAGUUGGUGACGCUGAUGAUCCCCGACGAGGAGAAGGAUUCGACCGCCAUGAUGAACGCGAGGAAGGCGUGGGACGAUGCCUUCGGAGAUAUCCCAGGGCUGGUGGAGAGAAUCCAGGCAUCCUGGGCGAAGUCCGAUGCGCAGGGAGCGCUGGAGAUCCUGCUGGAGGUUGUCGAUUUGGGGCUGCGCGCUGCGGCGACAGUCGCCCCAACAGAGGCCAGAUUCAUCAGCGCCAUCUCCGACUUUGCGAAGGGAUUCGGCGGCACGGUCUCGAGCUUCAGCAAGAAGAUGGACCUCCUCUCCUCGGGCGAUUCCUUGGCGCAGACCGGCGACGGGUUGGGGCGCGACGGGUGGGACGGGGCCCACAUGAACAAGUUGCUGACCACCUCGGUGGGUCUGGUCACCACCUUGAUAUCCUCACUCCUCGAGGAGCCUCCAGACUUCCGAUAUGCCAUCGACUCGUUCAAGGUCCAGGGCUGGCAGCUGGCGAAGCUGAUCGUGCCCAGGACGGAGUGGCGGUCCCAGGCUUUCAAGAGUGCCAAGAGGGCCUGGGACGAGGUCUGGGCAGACGCCGCGGAUCUUACCGAGCAGGCGCUCAGUGCUUGGAACGGCGGCAACGUGGACCAGAUGAUCGAUGUGAUUGUGCAGGCCGUGGAGAAAGGCUUGCGCACCGCCGCCCACGUGGACACGUCCCGAGAGAGGGAACUCAAUGCUGUGGCAGACCUGAUCAACGGCGUCUCGGGGAGCUGCAUGAAGCUUGCUCACGAGAUCGGGUGGCUGGGCGAUUGACGGUCCCGCUUUGCUUCGGCGUGACGCCCCUCAACCUUGUGUAGCCGGGCGGCCAGGCGACCCUUGGAAGAGCGAUCCGUCAUUGUUGCUUCGACGAUUGCGGUAGGUUUUAAUAGACUCAAAAUUCAUAGGAUUCAAUAGACCUGCUUCCGCACAAGCGCAGCACACCGCGUGAAUACCUCUCGAGAACCGCCCAGAAUACAUGAAGAAAGGUCCCAGAAGAGGAUCCCGAUGUGCCUCCUGCUCCAGAAGGCCAGCUCCGUCACGGGCAGCUUCGGGAUGGGAAUGGUACGAAAGGGCGCCAUUGGAGGACCCGCAGUACGAAAGGGGGGGGCCCAACGGUUCCGCCCCCGCCCUCCCCCGAUUCCCCUCUCAGAGGAGGAGGAUUGGACGCCCCUCCCUUUGUCUUUGCUGGAGGAAAGGGAGAACCCUCCCCGUCCCCACUCUGCGCCGAAGUCGAGUCUCUUCGCUUGUUUGGCGGCAGAUGUGCUUGCCACGACCGACUCGUGGCUCGCUGAAUCCGCGACGAAAGACAGUUCGGCGGGAGACCGAGUGAAACGC